Molecule: messenger RNA, 5710 nt
Organism: Vicia villosa (hairy vetch)
Lineage: Eukaryota; Viridiplantae; Streptophyta; Magnoliopsida; Fabales; Fabaceae
Product: protein ESSENTIAL FOR POTEXVIRUS ACCUMULATION 1-like
Exons: 9
Coding region: 112-5544 (1810 amino acids)
Molecular function (GO): protein binding
Source: RefSeq, a predicted model, not a curated record
UAAGACACCACAAGUUAAACUUAUAGAUUCACUCACCUCUUUGCAUUUCAGUUUCCGCUUUCGCACUUCAAUCGCAAUCGCAACCGUAACCUCUCUCGCCGCCGAUCAACCAUGUCUCACCGGACUUCCGCUACUUCCCUCCAUGUCUCCACCGCUCCUCCCUUUCCGAUCUCCAAAGAUUUCCAAGGCUCUGACAAUCCUAUUCCACUCUCACCGCAGUGGCUUCUGCCAAAGCCAGGGGAGGGAAAACCUGGAGCAGGAACCGUGGAAAGCCAUGUCAUCUCAACUCCAUCACUUAGCAAUCACUCUGAGACUGUUAAGACAUCUGGAAAUGAAGAUGUGCGUGACGACCAUAAGAGAAAGGACGUCUUUAGGCCAUCCGUACUUGACUCUGAAAGUGGACGCCAUGACCGUUGGCGCGAUGAAGAGCGGGACACCAAGUCCUCCAUACGCCAGGAACGUUGGAGGGAUGGAGACAAGGUCUUGGGGGAUGCUCGGAGAGUGGACCGAUGGGCAGAUAACCCGUCUUCUAGGAACUUUGGAGAAACACGUCGUGGUACGUCUGAUAGAUGGAAUGAUUCAGGUAAUAGAGAGAUGAAUUUUGAUCAGCCGCGUGAAAAUAGGUGGACCUCACGCUGGGGUCAUGACGAGAAGGAGCCUGAAGUUCUUCAUGAGAAAAAGAACGACUCUGGUAAAAAUUGUGAUCUGCACCUGGACAAAGGUUCGUCUCACAUUUCCAUUCCUGGUAAGGAUGAAAAGGAAGGGGCUCGUUUUUCGCCAUGGAGAUCUAACUCCUUACAAAGACGUGGAAGGAUAGAGCCUUCCCAUCACCAGAAUAUGACACCCAGCAAACAAGUGCCUAUAUUUUCUUCUGGGCGGGGCCGUGGGGAGGAUACACUUCCAGGUGCUAAUCACGGACGUGGCCGUGGGGAGGAUACAGUUCCCGGGGCUAAUCACGGAGGUGGCCGAUUUGGUUCUGGUGGGAGUCCUAUAAAUAGCUCCUACAUGCAUUCUCAAUACCCUCAAACUGUAUUGGAUAAAGUUGAAAGGGAGCGUGGAGAAGCUCAUCCAUUUAGAUACAGUAGGACUAAUAUACUUGAUGUGUACAGAGUGACUGAUGUGCAUACAGCUAUAAAACUAGUGGAUGAUUUUGCGCAGGUUCCUCCUUUUACACAAGACGAACCAUUGGCGCCUCUAGCUCUCUGUGCACCAACUUCUGAGGAACUGACCGUCUUAAAGGGUAUUGACAAAGGGGAAAUAGUUAGUAGCAGUGCACCUCCGGUGCCAAAAGAUGGACGGAACUCAACAGAGUUUACACAUUCAAGACAAAUGAAGCUUGGAAAUGCAGCUGUCCAAGAUAGAGGUGAAGGUGGUGGUUCUUAUAAAGUAGCUGAUGAAGUGCACAGUAACAGAGAGUCAGCCUUUGAAGAAAAUAGUCCUGUUCACCCUGGUACUGGACGGCAUGCCACAUCGCAGGGUGAACAAGCAAGUAGUCUCAUGCAUGAUAGCAAAAAUGUGCCUGGUGAUGUCAGUUCAAAAAACUCAGAUAUUAAAUGGUCACACCAGCCAAAAGAUUUUCGUACUCAGUGGGAAAAUAACUUGGACUAUUUAUCUGACACCAGAGAUGUAGCUAAGUGGCAAUCUAGCGAAGAUUCAAUUGUUAAAAGGCAACUAACUGGAUACUUGGAUGGUGAACUGGAAACCAGGAGAGUUCCGCAGACUUCUCCAGAGGAGUUAUCCCUUUUCUAUAAAGAUCCUCGGGGUCAAGUUCAAGGUCCAUUCAAAGGAGUUGAUAUUAUUGGAUGGCUUGAGGCUGGAUAUUUUGGUAUUGAUUUACUAGUUCGUCUGGAAAGUGCAGCAGCUGACUCGCCAUGGUUGCAACUUGUUGAUGUCAUGCCCCAUUUACGAGCUAAAGCCCGACCACCACCUGGGUUCCCUGUAACAAAACUUGACACUACAGAGGCACCUGCUCGUCAAAGUGCCGGUACCUUUGUGAAUAUUCAUACUGGGCUGGGUGAGGUUGAGAGGUUGAGAAAUAAUUCCAUGCAUAGACUGGGUUCUGCCACUGAAGCUGAAAAUAGGUUUUUGGAGUCACUCAUGUCUGGUAGCAAGAGCAGUUCCCCUCUUGAAAACGUGACCUUAUCAGAAGGAAUACAAGGCUUUAUUGGAAACAAUUCUGGUAAUUUGGGCCCAUCUGGAGUUGAUGGUGUAAACAACCCAUACUUGCUGGCUCAGAGGAUGGCACUUGAACGACAGAGGUCCUUACCAAAUCCUUAUCCAUACUGGCCCGGGAUUGAUGCAGCAUCUCUUCCGCCAAAAUCAGAUGUUGUUCCAGAUGCAUCGCCACAUUCAAAACUCAUGUCUUCAUUGAGUGACAAUUCUCGACAAUUUCAGUCCCAAAAUUCUGAGUUGAUCUCAGGUAUCCAAGGAUUAUCCGACAGGGCAUCCACAGGCUUAAAUAAUAAUGUUGCUGGCUGGUCGAAUUAUCCUCUGCAAGCUGGAUUGAAUCCUCUUCAGAAUAAUAUUGACUUGCAUCGUGAUCAAAAUUUUAUACCAUUUGGAGUUCAACAACAAACAUUUCAAGCAUCAAACCAUUUGUCUUUAAAUAAUUUAAGGGCUCAAACUGCAGAUAACCCAUCUAAUGUUUUAACAGCAGAAAAGUUGUUUUCUUCCAGUUUGUCCCAGGAUCCCCAGAUAGUGAAUAUGUUGCAACAGCAAUACUUGCUGCAGAUGCAUUCACAGGCAACUGCUCCUGCACAGCAGAUGCCUUUAUUAGAUAAACUCCUAUUUUUGAAGCAACAGGAGGAGCAACAACUGUUAAUGCACCAACAACGGCAAAUGCUUUCUCAGGUGCUGCAAGGGCAUCAGUCUCACCAACACUUUGGUGGUUUAUCUUAUGGACAAUUGCAGGGUGGUGGAUUAGGAAUGGGGAAUUUGCAUGUGGAACCUUCUCAAUGGCAACCACCUCAUGAAAAUUUUCAUUCGAGUUCUCAGACACCAGUUCCUAGUGUGCAUGAUGAGCUUAAUACCAAGUCUUUGAAUAUAUCUCAGCAAGAAAGCCAAGAUACUAGUUAUAAUAAAAGCGCUGAAUCUGUGCAGCUGCCUCAUCAAUUUUUUGGGAAUAUGAGUCAACAUAAGGGUUGGGACACUGCUCUUCCUGAACAAAUUAAUGAAAAAUACCAGAAGGAAACAUUGCCUGCAUCAGCUUCUGUUGAAAGUUUGCUAUUGCAUGAGCAGAGCAGAACUACAGAAGAGCCUAAUAUCGCACAGAAACCUUUUUCUGCUUCUGACUGUACUGUUAAAUAUGUGGAGCAGAUGUCAGAUAACAAUGAUAGGGCUGAUGGUACUCUUGUGAAUGCAAUUUCUGAGUCUGCUGAGUAUUCCAAACCUGCACUGUAUGUUGCACCAGUUAUUGUAGUGUCUUCGGCUGCAUCACCAUUGGCAGGUCAAGUGGGUACGGAUGUGUCUUCGGCUGCAUCAUCAUUGGCAGGUCAGGUGGGUACGGAUGUGUCUUCGACUGCAUCACCACUGACAGGUCAGGUGGGCACCGAUGUGGAGAUUAAACCAGAGCAGCUAGGUGGAAAUGUCGUUUCAAAUGCUGAACCAUCUGUGGCAGAUGUAAGAGAUAUUGAAGUGCGUGAACCCAAAAAGGCUACUGAGAAGAAAUCAAAGAAGCAAAAAUCUUCCAAAUCCCAAUCUUCUGGUCAAGCGAAAGGGUUGCUAAAAAAUGUAACCUUGCAGCAGUCGAAGAAUACAGAAUCUGAAAAGCCAAAUUAUAGUGAAAUCAAUUUGAAGGAGGUCAACAGGGAAGAAGAAGAUUAUGAAACACAUCUCAAACAAACAAGCGGUGUGGACGGUGUUUCUAGAACUGCUAUCACAAAUGUAGUUCAUCAUGAAGUUAGUGACCUCCCUGCUACUGUUCCAGAAAGCAUUGCUGAGACAUUUGUUGAGAAUGACUCAAAGUCAUUCAGUCCUGUUGCCUCCCAGAAUACUGAAUUGCCUGCAGGGAGAGCUUGGAAGCCUGCUCCUGGUUUCAAAGCGAAGUCUUUAUUAGAAAUUCAACAGGAAGAGCAGAAAAGGGCACAGACAGAGAUGCCUGUAAUUGAGGUUGCUACUACCGUCAAUUCACCAAGUGUGACUACUCCCUGGGUUGGAGUUGUGGCUAAUCCAGACCCUAUCAAGGUGUCUAGUCAAAAUCAUAAAGAAGCAAGCAAUACCGAAAAUCUGGGAAAAACAAAAACUUCUCAACAUAGCAAGAGCAAGAAAAGUCCAUUACAUGAUCUAUUGGCAGAAGACACAGAGAUUUUUAAUGAAAGAGAUGGCACAGGUCUAGACAGUAUAUUAUUCUCACAAUAUAUAGCUGCCCAUUCAGAACCAAUAGAUGAAGGAGAGUUCAUUGAAGCUAAAGACACUAGAAGGAGCCGGAAAAAAUCUACAAAAUCAAAGGGUUCAGGGUCCAAGAUCUCAAAGCCAGUUGCUUCUAGUGAAACACCAAUAAGUUCAAGUCCCAUUGAAAAGGGAAAAAGCUCCCGGUCUGUGCAGCAGGAGAAAGAACUGCCUACCAUACCUUCAGGACCCUCUCUGGGAGAUUUUGUUCUUUGGAGGGAAGAGCCAACAAGCCCAUCUCCUUCUCCAGCUUGGACAAUUGAUUCUGGUAGGGUUCAUAAACCACUGUCAUUAAGAGACAUUCUAAAGGAACAGGAGAAAAAGUCUUCUGCAGUUCCCCCAAAUCAAUUUCCUACUCCUCAGAAAUCACAGCCUGCCCAAACUGCUCAGAGUAGUGGUCCUUCACGGACAAUUUCAGCUCCAACUUCAUUAAAAACUGCAUCUUCUAGCCACAUAAACUCCGAAGCUUCUCAUUCAAAACACAAAGGGGAUGAUGACAUGUUCUGGGGUCCAGUUGAGCAAUCUAAGCAAGAAACUAAACACAGGUCAAAUUUCCCUCAGCUUGCAAGCCAGGGGAGUUGGGGUUCCAAAAAUGUUCACAUGAAAGGUAAUUCUUCUGGAUCAUUAAGCCACCAAAAAUCUGGGAGUAGCAAACCAACAGAGCGAUUGCUGUCAUCAUCACCCGUCUCUUCUCAAUCAUCGCUGAAAUUAAAGAAAGAUGUCAUGACUAGGAAUUCUGAAGCCAUGGACUUCAGAAUUUGGUGUGAGAAUGAAUGUGUGAGACUUAUUGGGACAAAAGAUACAAGUUUCCUCGAAUUUUGCUCGAAGCAAUCAAAAUCUGAAGCAGAGAUGUUUCUGAAAGAAAAUCUUGGAUCAUAUGACCCUGAUCAUGAAUUCAUUGACAAAUUCCUCAAUUACAUGGAGUUACUACCUUCCGAAGUCUUGGAAACAGCUUUUCUGACUCAGAAUGAUCGGAAAGUUGUUGGAAGCAUAAUAUCUGGAAAUACAAAUUUACAGAAUCUGGGACAGGCAGAUGGUUCCCCCUUAAAAGGUGGAAAGAAAGGUAAGAAAGGGAAAAAGGUUAGCGCUGCAGUUUUGGGAUUCAAUGUCGUAAGUAACCGGAUUAUGAUGGGUGAGAUCCAGACAGUAGAAGACUGAUGUCUAACAUUAACACAGGUUGUUGCGGAACAUGUAAAUAUGUUUUGUCCAUACUUUGUACAUGAAUUUUCCAUUUUAGGAUUUUUGUUUAUACAGCAACAGUAGCAGCAUCAAUUGGAUCUGCUCUAGCAAUUUUGUCAUUUUAAUGUAAACUAGCCUUAAUUUA